UUUAUUUUUUUUUCAAAACCUCGUGAAAUUCCCUUGCGUCAAAUUGUUAUUUAUGCCGAGGAGUCAUAGCAGCUCUUAAAACAAAAUCGGCGAAUCAAACCCAAUCUGUCUAUAAAAGCAGCUUUGACGUUGAGCUUGUGAUCAUUUCUGGGGGUGAAAGCUCGUCGAUUUUUGUAACAGACGAACUACGAACAUGAGCCAAGAACAGGCGAACAAAAUUCAGGGCUCUUUUCUCCUGGCUUCUCGACCAAAACACACCAUCUCCGAUCGAGAUGGAGAGAGCAUCGAGCUUACUUCUGGCGUGCCAAAUGCUAUGAUAUUCGUCCAAAACUGCAAAAACUGCGACUUUUCGCUUAACCAGAAAGCCGUCAAAGUGUUCGUGGAUAGUUGCAAAAAUUGUGUCUUUAAAAUUCGAAAUUCUCUGCUUAGUGGAACUAUGGAGCUCCUACGUUGCGAGAACAUGACUCUGAACUUACAGGAGGGCGGCAAGGUAAGCACCUUGACUGCCGAAGACACCAAGACAUUGGCCAUCAAUGCAGAGAGGCCUAACCAGCUUGAAAUGAUUUAUGUCUUCCAUACAACAAAUGCAGUGAUCACAGUAACUGAAGCCAGCCCCAUACACUUCCCCAUAACCCCAACUGAAGGUCCAGACUGGCAGUAUGUCGUGCAAUGGAUACAAAAAGACGGAGAGAGGAAACUCAUCUGUGAGAAGGUCAUAAGAGAGGGGGUCUUCCCAACUACUGAGCGCCAACUGAGGGAGUCCCUUGAACGAGAGAGAGAAUUUAGUCAAAGAAUGGCAACAGCCUUGGUAGAUGGAGUGAAAAUCAGUAAGCCACAGUAGAAAAACUAGCUAUGAGUUUGACACUCUUAAAUGAUAUUGCAUGUGCUAAACAACACUAGAAAUCCACUUGUAUUAAAUGUUAAUUUUUUUGAA
Nematostella vectensis (starlet sea anemone) is the source of this 934-nucleotide messenger RNA. RefSeq lists its product as uncharacterized. The record is from RefSeq and is a predicted model, not a curated record. NCBI's taxonomy places the organism in Eukaryota, Metazoa, Cnidaria, Anthozoa, Actiniaria, Edwardsiidae. The transcript is spliced from 2 exons. The coding region runs from base 194 to 841 and encodes 215 amino acids. Gene Ontology annotation, molecular function: actin binding. Gene Ontology annotation, biological process: cytoskeleton organization.